AUGAGUAAAGGUGUGGUCCCAAAUCCUAUGAUCGUCCUUGCCGAGGAUGAGCAAUGGAUUGACCAUUUAGCACAACCUGGUUUACGAGUCGUCGAUGCAUAUGCAAAGUGGGCGGGCCCUUGUGAAGCCAUGCAACCUUUGCAGAGAAAGUUAAAGUCGGAGCUGCAGGCAAACGUCACUUUUAUUGCGGCACAAACCGACGCUAUAACUCAAUUGAUAAGAUUCAGGAACAAGAGUCAGCCCUUGUUCUUGUUCUACUUUAAUGGAGUCUUGGUCAAAGUCUUGCACGGUGCUAAUGCUCCUGCAUUUGAGAAAGCCAUCCGUGAGCAAAUCGAGAUUGAGAAGGCUGGUCAUGCUCACGCUCCAUACGUAUUCGAAGACGAAAUGGGCACAAUGUCACAAGGAGCUGCAGCAGCUGCCGCAGUCUCGCGAACAGAAAGUGUAGUAGCAACAGACAGACGCACUUCCCUCAAAGACGCCACUCCAGAAGGAGAAGUCACUGUAGCAAUCAUCAAACCUGAUGCCAUGCACCCGGCAGUCAUUGAAGAAAUCAUUGAAAUCAUGAAACGACACCGUCUAGAUAUCAUUCGUAAACGUAAACUGUGGUUAAAUACUGAUCAGGCUGGACAGUUUUAUGCUGAACACAAAGAAAAGGCGUUCUAUCCGCAUCUUAUCAAGUAUAUGACGAGUGGUCCUGUGUUGGCUUUCUUGUUGCAUAAGGAUGAAGGGACGAUCAAGGCCUGGAGGGAGUUGGCUGGACCCACGAAUUCCAAGCUUGCUAAAGAUACGGCACCAAAAUCUAUUCGAGCCCAGUUUGGUACAGACGGCACCAUGAAUGCGGUACACGGAUCAGAUUCACCAGCUUCAGCCGCUCGAGAACAAGCAAUACUAUUUGAUGACCCUUCAGUGCUAGAAAUGAUCUUCCCCAAAGUCGAAGGAGCCGCCGCAUUACAACAAAAGACAUUAUGUCUCGUCAAGCCCGAUGCUAUACCCCAUUUGGACGAAAUCAUCGAACGAAUCCUCUUCCAUGGCUUCCAAGUUAUUAAACGUGAAGAAGUUGAAUUUGGAUCUUCGGAUCGUACGAAUGAAAUGUUGCAGGAUAUCUAUCCUGAAGGGCCUGUUAGAGAUGAGGCUGUUGCAUUUUUGGACAAUUCACCGUCAGUGGGUCUUGUACUUCGUGGUGAUGAUGUGAUUCGAGCAUGGUUGGAAUUGAUUGGACCUGCUGAUCCAGAAGAAGCAAAACGUACCUACCCAAUGAGUAUUCGAGCCAUGUAUGGUACCGAUUUCGUGCAUAACGCAGUACAUGGAUCCACCUCUCCCGAAACAGCUCAACGAGAAAUCAACUUCUUGUUCCCCAAGGCCGGUUUGAAGUCUGCCUCAUCGCAAUGGCUUGCAUCAUCAAACCCAAGCUUGACGGGAUCUAAAGGCAAUCUUGUCAAGGGAUCUAAAGGCGAUUUGGUCAAGGGCUCCAAUAAUGCGCUUAGUAAUCAGGCGCCAUGGGCUGGAUCCGCCAAGAGUGUUGCAACUCCUGUUGCGUCUCCUCCAAAGGAGACUGUUUCACUUCCUGAAGCUACUCCACCUGCCACUGAAAAGAAGGCAGGCUCAAAGGACAUGCUCGCCAAGAGUCGGGCCAAUAGCAACAAUGUGUUGAAUGACAAUGUGAAGAAGGUUGGAAUGUCUGUCUCUACACUUGAGAAGGGGCCCAAGGCACCCUCAGAGGGUAAAUCACCUACGAGACCAGGCAGUGCUGCAUCACCAUCUCGUCCUUCGAGUGGUUCUCCAACUAAAUCAAAAUCGAAGUCGAGUCUGGUUGGCAAGCCUGAUGACAUGAAGAAAUCAAAAGCUUCAUUAAAAGAAACACCAGCCCAAUAA
Synchytrium microbalum is the source of this 1872-nucleotide messenger RNA. RefSeq names its product nucleoside-diphosphate kinase (gene YNK1). NCBI's taxonomy places the organism in Eukaryota, Fungi, Chytridiomycota, Chytridiomycetes, Synchytriales, Synchytriaceae. Gene Ontology annotation, molecular function: nucleoside diphosphate kinase activity. The coding region runs from base 1 to 1872 and encodes 623 amino acids. The transcript is spliced from 12 exons. The record is from RefSeq and is a predicted model, not a curated record. Gene Ontology annotation, biological process: UTP biosynthetic process; GTP biosynthetic process; CTP biosynthetic process.